UCACCAGAGCCAAAGCUAGCCCCGACCAGAGGACGGAAAGCAAAUGUGUUUGUCUCGAAGAAAAAAUGUUUUCACAAUUAAACAUGAGCAAUCAUAUCAACAAUUCAGCCUUUUUUUACAGAUGCACUUAUCAUGAAACGAAAAUGUACAACAAAGUGGGUUACAGUAUUAGAGGGAAAGCUUACUCAGACAUGAACACCUGGAGUUAAUGUUAGUGUUAUGGCGUAAAAUGUUAUGAAAAGCUUACGAGUGAGCUCAAAAUUUUCCAUAGAGUUCGCCAUUGCUAUCCAAGAAGUAGCUGUAGGAGAACUGAAUAAUAAGUGACAGAUACCUAGGCGAGUGUCGCUUAUUCACUGUUGGACAAUCCCAUAAUUAGUGCUUUCCGUUGCACUCCUUUCUUCGUCCUUACUUUGGAACUUACCAUGUUUUGAGCAGCUAGUUGAAUGCCUUAUAGAUCGAGAGCAACUGAUUUAAGUAGUCACAGUUUCUAAAUGCAAAUACAUUCAUUCAUGCUGAAGACAUACCAACCAUCAAAUGACUUUCGAAUUCACUUGAACUAGUGUAGUCAUGUAGCUAGACUGCUAAAACUGAUCGACAACAGAGACCAUUAAACGUACACUGACGUUCAGAAAUGGAUUCAUGAAUACUCUUUCAUCGAUGGUUGAUUUUCUGGAAGGCUAAUUCUCGUAGAUUUCAGAGAUUAAGACCAAGUAUUUUACAUCGAAAUGCUCAUUUUCCAUAAUGCCGUAAAUGGGUGGAAUAGUUCAUCACAUCUUGUUGCAUCAAGGCUUUCUGUUAACGUUUUAAAAUUUAUUGGAACUACAUUGCACUGUCAACCCCGUAUCAUUUGACCUUCUAUCCAAACCGUCAAAGACUAGGGAUAUUGGACUUUGGGUAUGCGCGCGCUUAUCGAAUACUUCGGUAUAUCUUCAAAACUGUUGCAAUGUGGAAAUGAAUUAAACAUUCUUUUAACACAUGUUACUUAGAUGAUGAGUUGCUUUCCGUACGGCCAUAGAGGCAAUGCCUCUUCUCAGUUCGAGAGGUCCGAAGUAACACAGAAUUGGGUGACUAAUCCUACACAUGGUACUGAUACUACAGGUGGCAGAACACCUGCACCACCCUUAAGGACAACAAGCGCACCUCUUGGAAGUUCCAUUGAAAAUAUAUCCUUUAAACCGAAUAAACCAUUACCACUUACACCAGUGGAAGAAGGAAAACGUGACAAAAAGAAAUACAAAAGUGGUGCCAGUAAACUUGGAAAAUUCAAACCAUCUAUUAUGCUAAAUAUAUCAGCACCAGUCAAUGUUAUGCAUAAAGUACACAUUACAAUAGAUCCAGUUACUGGUGAAUUUGAGGGUAUGCCUCCAGAAUGGUCUCACAUGUUAACGGUGGCAGGCAUCACAAAAUGGGAACAACAACAAAAUCCAACUGUUGUACUAAAUGUGUUAAAUUUACUGAGUAGAAAAGAUGAUACUCCUCAAAAAUAUAUGACAAGUAUUAUAGGACCACCAAGUGCAUUGGAUCUGUCUUCAACUGAUCAAAUUAAUACUUCAAACGAUUCAAAUAUUAGUCAAGCACUUUCAUUACCAGCAUCAAAUUGUACCAAAUGUUGUACACCGGAUACAGAACGUGUUACCUCAUUAACUAGAAUAUCAUGUUCAGUUGAUGUCGGACCAAGAAGUAGCAGUUUAAGCAGUGGUCGUGGCAGUAGUGAAGGUAUUGGAAGUCGAAGUGGAAGUGGUAGUGGUGGUGCUGUUAGUCGAAGUAGUAGUAGCGGUCAUGGAGGUGUUGGUGGUUCCAGUGGUAUCCAAAUGUCUGGAAUGGUUCUUAGUCCUUCUGGUAGUUCCAAUGUAGCUAUUCCUCCGUCAAGUAGUUACAGUAGUUCAGGUAGUAGUUAUUCUUCAAGUACAGGAAGUGGGCCAGCACCACCAGCCGUCAUCAAUGGAGUUGAACUUAUACCUGCACCGCUUCUUCUGCAUAAAUUAUCAUUUAGUCCUUCAGGUCAAGCGUUAAAUUAUUCUGCAAUAUCUAAUCCAUCUAUGGAUAACGCAGCUAACACAACUCUUCUUAAUUCGAUAUCUGAUUCCCAAGCAAUUCAUCAAUCUUCACUUACCUUACCUCCAUUAGCCCCAGCGCUUCAUAAUCAUACAUGCGUCGUUGGAAACACUACUUGCACACCUGGUUCUUAUCAACAUCAUCAUCAUUCUAAUAUGGUAUCUCAUAGAGGGGCUACUGAACCCGGGAUCCAUUCAGAUCAUGAAAUAAGAUCAGUAAGUAUGGGCUCCUCUACUAAUUUAAGCACUGUCACGAGCGUCAAUAAUCGUUCUAUGCCGCCUCAUCCAUCUCCUUAUGUGAUGCAACCAUCUUCAUCAUCAUUGUCCUCUAAACAAUCCAAUCUAGAUUUUAUCAACCAAACAAAUCAAAAAACUCCCUGGCGUCCACAAAUUCAUUCACAUUUAAAUAAUCCACCACCCCCUUUAUCACCUGGUCUACCAAGACGAUUUGCUGAUGGCAUUCUAUCACCUCCUGACAUUUCUAACAAUGCAACUAUUCAAUAUUGUUCUUCAGGUCAGUCAUCCCCGUCUCCAGCAGGAUCUGCAACUCCGGUACCUACACCACGACGUGAAUCACUUGCUGGUACACCUUCUUGUCAACGAACAAUUUUACUUUUAAAUAAUAAUACUAAUAAUACUAUGAUUGUCAAUAAUAGUGGUAUACAUCCACCACCGAUUGCUACACGUCCCGAGAAAACAAAAUCCAUAUACACUCAACCAGUUGGUGGAGAUAUCAAUUCAGCCAUUCAACCCAUCAAUUAUAACGAUGAUUCAUCUAUAAGUAUCAAUUCAACAUCAGUACAGCUUCCAAAUGUUUAUUUACAAUCAACUAAUCCUACUAUUUUAUCAAUGAAAAAAUCUAAUUCUUAUGAAUUCGAUGAUGAAUCUACAACAAUGUUAUUAACUAAUAAUAAUACACCUACUAUCCCUACUAUUGUAGAUGUUCAUAUUGAUAAAAGUGUAAAUGAUCAUAAUAAAAUGACUAAUUCUAUUUGUACAACCAUUACCUCUUCUACGAAUACUGAUAUUAAUAAUAUUCGAUCAACAAUCAAUCAAACAAAUACAUCAAUAUCCAUGACAACAUCAACAACAACAACAACAAUGCCCAUGACUAAUAUCACCUCUAUACAUAAUCAUUCUCUUACUUGUAGUCAACAUAAUUUUCAUAAUACUAUUAAUACUUCAACUACAACAUGUACAGUUAAAUCAAUAAAUCAUCAACAAAUCUCAUCAAAUACUAUGAUUACUAACCCUAUUGAUAAUAAUACUAAUCAUAGUAACCAUGAUAAUAACCAUACAACUAGUACAUUAGAACGUAAUAAUUUAAAUAAAAAAUGUAAAUCUAAAAUGACUGAUGAAAUGAUACAAGAAAAACUUCGAAUGAUUGUUAGUAUUGGUGAUCCAAAUAGAAAAUAUCAAAGAUUAGAAAAAAUUGGUCAAGGAGCAUCUGGUGUUGUUUACAGUGGAAUUGAAUCAACAACUGGACGUCGUGUUGCAAUAAAACAAAUGAAUUUAAAAAAACAACCUAAAAAAGAAUUAAUUGUUAACGAAAUUUAUGUAAUGAAAGUUAAAAAACAUCCAAAUGUUGUUAAUUAUUUAGAUAGUUAUCUUGUUGGUGAUGAAUUAUGGGUUGUAAUGGAAUAUUUAGAUGGUGGUUCAUUAACAGAAGUUGUUACUGAAACAUUAAUGGAUGAAGGACAAAUUGCAGCUGUAUGCAGAGAGUGUUUACAAGCAUUGGAAUUUCUUCAUAAAAAUCAAGUGAUUCAUCGUGAUAUUAAAUCAGAUAAUAUUUUAUUAGGAUUAGAUGGUUCAGUAAAAUUAACUGAUUUUGGUUUUUGUGCUCAACUUAGUCCAGAACAAACAAAACGUUCUACAAUGGUUGGUACACCAUAUUGGAUGGCACCAGAAGUAGUAACAAGAAAACAAUAUGGACCAAAAGUAGAUAUAUGGUCACUUGGUAUUAUGGCUAUUGAAAUGAUUGAUGGUGAACCACCAUAUUUAAAUGAAAAUCCUGUUCGUGCUCUUUAUUUAAUUGGUACAAACGGUAAACCAGAGAUUAAAGAACGUGAUAAAUUAAGUGCAGAGUUUCUAGAUUUCUUAGAUCGAUGCCUUGAAGUCAAUGUAGAUUUACGUGCAUCUGCAUUUGAACUACUUAAGCAUCCUUUUAUUGUACGACGUUCGAAACCGUUAUCCUCUUUAACACCGUUGAUUUUGGUCGCUCGAGAUCAAGCUAGAAAUCAAACACAAUAAUGUAAAAUACCAACAUUUCAAUAUUAUCACUUUAUAGAAAAAGAUGAUGAAGAAGUAGUAGUAGUAGUGGUAGUAGUAGUAGAACAAUAAUAACAACAAAUUCCUAUUCUAAUUCCAUCUACUCCUGAUGAUGAUGAUUGUGUGAAGUACUUUAUAUUCAAUAGGAUUUUGUUCAAUUGAUUAAUCUAUCCCAUUAUCAAUAUUCAUAUAAUCUUCUAUGUAUUCAUACUCUCCUUCAUCUAUCCUUCUAAUUACUAUUACUACUAUUACUACACACAUACACAUCUAUCUUCCAACUCUUUAACAUUUCAUCUCAUGAAUUAUGACAUUAUUGAUCAGUUGAACCAGUCAUUUGUUUCCAUUUGAAGUAGGUAAGGAGAAGGAGGAGGAGCGGUUACAGAUGUAUGUUUUUCUUUCUUAAUCUAAUCUCCUUUUAAUUCUAUGAUACUAUCAUGUAAUUUUAGAUUAAAUUUUGAGUAUUGUGAACAAUCAAUGUAAAUGUGUAUGUGUGUGUGUUUUUUUUCUUUUAAUACCUCUCAUAUUAUUCUAUUGUAAAGUUAACUUAUGUAAUCAAUUAUUAUAUAAUAAUAAUAAGAGAAUUUACAUGAUCUAUCUAUUGAAGGAAACGCUUUUUUCUAGAUGAUAGAGCCCCCCUCACCAUCGUAUAAACAUGCAUACAUAUAAACAGGGAAUAUGAACUCAUCAUUUCAUACUUAACAACUAAACUUAAAUUCUCUUGUUACAUUUCUUUUUUUUUUGCAAUGUUUAUCAAUUGACAACACAUGUCUUCCUCAACAUGUUCAUAAGUACGCACACGCAUGCACGCACAUGUGUGUGUGUGUGUGCGCGUAUGAAUUGGUGUAUUUUCAAUGGUAAAACCUGAUUCCUGUUGUUACUUGGCUCUUUCCUUUUUUUUGUCUUUUUUCUGUUUCAAAGUAUUAAACACAAAAAACUUAUUGAAUUGCUCAUACCAAAAAAAGAAAUUUUUUUAAAUAUUCCGAUACUACUGUUUAAUGUACAUCGAAGCUAUACAUAUAUAUAUACAUGUUUUAUAUAAUUAUGCAAUAAUAUUUAACAAAAUCCACACCAUAUUACAUCAAAUUUAUUUUUUAUGAUCAAUUUACAUAGAAAGGAGGUCCUCUCUUUCUCUCUCUCUCUCUCUCAUGUGUACUCGUGUGUGUGUGUGUGGGUACACUCGGAAUACUUAUAGAAACAUCGGUAUGUAUAUACACACACACGUACACACAUAUAUUACACACUACAAGAUCAAUUCUCUGUGAAACUCAUUAUUUUCUUUCUUCUUCUUUUCGUUAUUUCCUCUUUUAGUUUCAGAUUCCUUUUCACGUUGGGGGGGGUGUCUUCUUAAAAUCCUUAAAGGUUGUUGAUAUUAUAUUAUUGUGUUUCUAAUUGGAUACGUAUUCAUGGUAUGAUGUAAUGCAAAUCAUGAUGUUGUUGAUGAUGAUGAUGAUGAUUGCGCUUGUUGUCAAGAGGAAAGCCACUUUAUCAUAUGAUCACUGCUUGUUUCCACAUCAUUUAUUUAGUUGUCUCUUAUGAAGAGGUAUAUAUAUAUAUGUGUAAUUUUUUUUCAAUUCCUGUGAUGAUUUUGACGUUUGUGUGUGUGUGUGUGAGAGAGAGGGGAGUGUGUGUGUGUGAAAAAGUGCUCUAUUCUAUUACUUCUUUUCUGUUAUAUCACAUUAAUGAUUUUGUUCUUUUAAUAAUUUGUUUGUUUUGUUUUGUCUAUUUUGUUUCCUUCUAUAUUGUGUUGACUUUGGAAACUAAUUGAUUUUCAAUUUUUAUCUAAAUAUAAGUAAAAACAGGAAUAUUUAUACAUGCAUAUAUAUAUAUAUAUAUAUAUAUAUAUAUAUAUAUAUAUAUACUCAUGAUUGUUACUAGGCAUAGAUAAUCUUUAUGUCCGAACGAUUCUUAUGAUAAUGUGAUUUGUCUCCUUAAGGUGUAAUUAAUCUUCACUUAAUAAUAAUAAUAAUACGUGGGACCCCGGCUAAUUAUCUUUUUUAAAAAUAUGAGAGAUAAAGCGACCGUUUCGUCCUAAUAUGGGAUUGGUCAGCAGUGCGUAUCCACAAUCUCACUCCAUGUGAUAUCGAACCCAGGAGCGAUAUGUCUCGUGCGUGAACGCUUAACCUCUAGGCUGGCAUUCAAUGGUGUUGAUGUCUAACUUUGACCAAUCCAUGAAAUUGAGCGACACAUCCACCAUUUUCUUCAGGGAGUUACUAUCUCACAACAGACCUGGUCGGACUCCACUGAUCACUGCUCCUCACAAGAACUCCAGGAAAUAACUCGUGAAGCCAGUCACUAGUGAGUAGAUAUUGGCUAAUAUCAGAAGGGGAUUUUGUGAAAAUUAUAGUAGUCUCAAUAGUUGAGAUCAUGAGUCAAUUGAAACUAGACCACCAUGGAAAACCUGGAAGCACUGGAUAGCCGUUUCGCCCUAUUGUCGGACUCCUCAGCAGUGCAUACCCACAAUCUCAUCCCGCGAGAUAUCGAGCCCAGGACCUAUCAGUUCAGCGCGCGAACGCUUGACCUCUAGACCACUAAGCCGGUAUCCAACGGUGUUAUGUCUAACUUCAACCAAUUCACGAAAUAGUUUAAACAACAUGUGUAUUCAUGAGAUUUUUCAAUUACAUUUUAAAAAUCAAUCAUAACUAUAAUUUCCUCCUCUUAGUAAAGUCAUAUUUCAGUAUAUGAUUUUGGCGAGACUAAUUUAUGGACGAACCUUAAGCAACCUUGAAAAAUAUUAGCCAAUCAACAAACAGUCAGUAUAGAGUAAAAAUAUAUUAUACAUAACUAGAGAAAUAAAGCGGAUACACUUAUACGUGGUUCAAGAACUUGUCAACGUUAGGAAGAGGUUCACAGGUUCUAAAAUCGUAAUGCAUGCAGUAGAGGAAAUCAUCCAUACGGCUACAGAACAGUCGGCCUCUCGAGUCAUGAUAAAUUCUCAAAUACUCUUUCAGUUACGACCACAUAGCUUCAAUAUUGUUUAUGUGCACUCCGGUUGUUGAGUGCACAAAUUGCUACUUGUGCGUAACGACACGAUGCACAUAAUCAAGCCUUUGAAGAAGUCUGUACGCUCUCCAAAUAUCCAUAUAUAUAUUAGUACCUGGCUGCAGCCAGUGUUACUGGUGCUUUUAUUUUCCAGUUCGCGAUAAUUGUCAUAAUUUGCCUUAGGAGUUAUAUAUAGAGUUUUCAUCAGGAACUGACACCAGCCAUAAUGCCAAAACUCUGUUUAGCCAAAUGGGUGAGUGAAUUUUGCGCCAAAAUCCGAGAUCUAUUAUCUUAUACCUGGUUGAUUCAUCCACAAACCAUAGUCCCGCCGUUUUAUUUGUUAUAGCCGCUCAGUUAUCACGUUUUGUACAAAAUCUGUUGUGAACCGAUCGUACGUUAGCAUUAAGCACUGAAGUUGGCGCCGUGACCUUGAAAUCCCUCAGACGCUUCUGAUUAGCUCGUCCAUAAUUUAAAGUCUCGCCAUGAUUUUAAAUAUAUAAUGACUUAACUUAUUUAUCAAGUAUCAAUUUGUGUACUUCAUUUCGAACUAUAUUCUAAUUAUGUAUAGGUGUUAAUCAAAUCAAACUAGGUGCAAUAGGCUUAGAAUCUGUUACUUAAUGGUUGGAUUUCGAACGCACUAACCACUGAACCCACUGCUGUAUAUUGAAUUGAUGAGUUUCCUGUUAUGUCUUUGAUCUGUCUACCCACUUUUGAUGCUGAGGAUAACUUGUCUAAUCUAGAGAUUAACACCUUGACCCCAUAGGCUGACCGGCUUAAACUUGAGGUCAGUAUGCGUGAGUUCGAAGUGGGAUAGAGAAAAGAAAACUAUUCUAUCACCUGAUUGGCUGACAAGCAUGCGAGUGAAAGAAGAUAAGUCAACUAGAACACUACUCGAUUUAUUCUCAACUCCGAUCCGGUUCCCAAUUUCUCGAUAUCAGAUCAGUGUAAAAAGAUACAUGAAUAAAUAGAUGAUUAACCCACCACAAUGUCCAAAACUGGGAAUUAAAGUAGAAAAUGAAGUACAAACUAAUACGUUUUACACUACUUAUAACCGAUUACAAACGUCAAUAUCUGGGGAGAAACAUGGAAUAAAGUGGACAGAUAGGAUGCAGCUGAACUACCUAGACUUCGCAGAUUAUCUGACUCUUCUAUCGCAAACGCAAUGACAAAUGCGGGGGACGACCAGUGUGGCAGC
Messenger RNA from Schistosoma haematobium, 8496 nucleotides. RefSeq names its product Serine/threonine-protein kinase PAK 3. Gene Ontology annotation, molecular function: ATP binding; protein serine/threonine kinase activity. Gene Ontology annotation, biological process: regulation of axonogenesis; regulation of MAPK cascade; intracellular signal transduction. The transcript is spliced from 13 exons. The coding region runs from base 987 to 4304 and encodes 1105 amino acids. The record is from RefSeq and is a predicted model, not a curated record. Gene Ontology annotation, cellular component: cytoplasm. NCBI's taxonomy places the organism in Eukaryota, Metazoa, Platyhelminthes, Trematoda, Strigeidida, Schistosomatidae.